AUGGGCUGGGACGGGCCGUGGCUCAACCUCUCCGGCAGCGCCCGUGCGGCGGGAGCGCCCUUCUCCGCCGGCACCGCCGCGYUGCUGGCCGCGAUCAUGGGGCUGCUGGUGCUGGCCACCGUGCUGGGCAAYGCUCUGGUCAUUCUGGCGUUCGUGGUGGACCGGAGCCUCCGCACGCAGGGAAACUUCUUCUUCCUGAACCUGGCCGUGGCCGAUCUGCUGGUGGGUGGCUUCUGCAUCCCCCUCUACAUCCCCUACGUGCUGACGGGCGAGUGGAGGCUCGGCCGGGGCUUGUGUAAGCUGUGGCUGGUGGUGGACUACCUGGUGUGCACCGCCUCCGUCUUCAACAUCGUCCUGAUCAGCUUCGACAGGUUCAUCUGUGUCACCAGAGCGGUCAGCUACAGGGCUCAGCAAGGGAUGACCAGAAGUGCAGUACUAAAGAUGGUGACUGUAUGGAUUGCUGCUUUUCUCCUCUAUGGACCAGCCAUUCUCAGCUGGGAGCACAUUGCCCAAAAGAGCAUCCUCCCUGAAGGAGAAUGUCAUGCAGAAUUCUUCUACAACUGGUAUUUCCUACUGAUUGCCUCUACUAUUGAAUUCUUUACACCUUUCAUCACUGUUAYGUACUUUAACUUAAGUAUUUACCUCAACAUCAGGAAACGCACAUUGCUCCGAAGUGAAAACCUCUCACCAGGUCAAGAGGACUGUGAAAUGAAUUUCCAGGGGGAAAGAAGGGAACACRCUAUUUUUUUUGUAAAAUCAGCUAACAGAGAUGAACAGGAGAAGAGAGCAAGCAGCCUUUUUACCAAAAGAAAGGCCCCAAGGCUUCAGGCCUCAGCUGAAUUUGGCAAUCAGUCAUCAAACCUGAAUGUCAAUCAUGACCUUCCACCUCUCCAGGAUGUAAAGACCAGGCUUCCCAURAAUGGCUUCUUCAAAGCAACAGAAAGCCUUUGCACCCCCAGCAGCAAGGUGGACAUUGCUAACACUAUGGCAAACAGAUUUAGGCUUUCCCGGGAUAAAAGAGUAGCAAAGUCCUUAGCMAUUAUUGUCUGUGUGUUUGGGCUGUGCUGGGCUCCAUACACACUCCUGAUGAUUAUCAGGGCAGCCUGCCACGGGCACUGUGUGCACUACUCACUCUACGAGAUCUCUUUCUGGCUUCUGUGGGUCAACUCAGCUAUUAACCCUGUUCUCUAUCCACUGUGUCACAUGAGCUUUAGGAAAGCCUUUAUAAAACUCCUSUGUCCAGGAAGGGCCAAAAUUCAUCCUCACAUUUUUAUGUGAAAAGUAGGAAGGCUAAAAAUWAGUAUAUCUUGUAUUUGAUAAGAGCACCAAAAAGCAAGUAUUGCAAYACCUGCAAAUAUUUAUGGAAUACUGGUAAGUAGGCACAAGUGUAGAUAUUUAUGAAUAUGUAGAAAUACAGAUCCAUGUAGCUGGAAAAAUUACAGCAAUUAAAAGAAAGGUCAUUUUUUUCAAAGCUCUUUGGAAAAUUACACCAUCAGUGUAUUUUCUGGUAAUGGUGCACUAGCAUUGAAGUGCUGAAAACAAAAUGUAACUUUCAUGGCUAAUAAUUAGAGUUCAGGCUCUAUUACUUUUAGUAACUGUAAAAUAGCUGGAAUUUCAUAGAGCAUUAAUCUUGGAUCAGUUAUAUCUUACCCCAAACUCACUCUAAGACAUCAAAGGUCUCAGCUGUUAAGUGUAGGAUGCUCCCCCCCGCCCCAUUUAGUGGCAAGCCAGACAAGAUCAUGACCAAUGAAAAAAGGUAAAUACAGGAAAAGCAUGAGACAGGAGGCAGCACAACAGUGAUGUUACCAGGAUGUUGAGCGACUGUAGCAGGUAAGGGAGCACUGAUUUGAGUGGAAAGGGUGAUGAAAAUAGAAAAGAGUGGAAUAAUUAGUAGAACAAAGGUCAGUAACAGAAGUGUAAAAGGGUUUUGAGACAAUUGGUAAUUUAUACACUGGAAUAGUUUCAUUAGGAGUUUUCUCCCUCAGCAGUGACUUCCUAUCUCCCACCACAACCCUGCAUGGGCAGUAAUCUACUCGAGUCAAAACUGUUUCUUACCUGGCUGAGGGGUAUUACUCUACGUUUUGCUGUUAGGACAGAGUAAGCCUAAGUAGCCUAUGAGAUCCAUAACAGACAGAUCUUUAAUUUUUGAAAUAUUUACAGUUAGACCUUUGCUACUUCCGACUAGGUUAGAAGAAAAUAAAGCUGUUUUCCUCUACCCUACCCCUUGAAUCAUUCUAUCCAUCAUUAGUGGUCAAGCAAGUAUUACUUGAAGUAUUUAGCUAAUUCCCAGGUCAUCCAUCAUGACUGGCAUGACUCAAAGUCUGUUACAAUUUACAGCCUUGCUACUGCCCAAGAGUGUUUCUGCCAUUGUGUCUGUGCCACCGGAGCAGCUCACACAACUGAUCCUGAGUUUGGAGUAGAUUUGUCCCACAAGGUGACACAUUGAACAUCACUAACGAUAGAAGCUUGUUCCACCAUCAUCAGCAUUUACUACAUAAGCUAACAGAUGUUUGCCUUUGCUGACAAGUGAUAAUUACUGAACAGCUUGAAUUGUCCAUUGCCACAGUCAAAAUGCAUGGUAGUACAACUGAUCAUAAAGUUUACAGGCAAUAUUUUAAAAUCUACUUGGAAAGCUUACAAUAAAGUAAUUAARAGCUGUGGAAGAGUUGUAACUGUGUAGCCCUAACAAGUGGGAGAAGGGGAAGAAGCACCAGUUUACAAUAUUUGGGUGACUGCAGUUGAAACUGCAGAACCAUUAUUUCAAAGACACUUCCUAACUUACAAGGACUGACACUGAGGACUAAACAAACAUGGUUAGCAAAUACUGUAAACUAGGAGGGCAUAUCCCUACACUAUCAAUGCAUCCAACAUGAACAUCAUCAUCACAUUCUGCUAUGGAUGUGCUAUAACAAAACAGCUUAACAGUUCUACGAGGAACAGCAUCAACAGAUACAGAGCAACAUUAAGAUUUUUGAAUUAGCAUUAAUUAUAACCCUGGGGAAGCAAAGCCCUUMAAUUAUCUCCCCAUUCAUUCCUCCUCCCCUCCAAGCCAGACUUACUCAUCAGUAUAUUAAUGAUCUAAUUGUUGUCUACUCUGCAAUUCUUGUUUCCUAGGAUUGUAUUUGCCUUGUUCAAAAAACAGAUAGCACUAAAUUACUGAAAAAUCCCACCAAAGUCUCAUUUACUAUCCCAUCAAGCCAGGAUACAUUUUCAGAAAACAGUGGUCACUCAAGGAGUAAUGCAAUUCAAUCUGUUAUCUUUAYAACACCACAUUCAGUAAAGGAAA
Messenger RNA from Malurus melanocephalus (red-backed fairy wren), 3286 nucleotides. Its product is annotated as histamine H3 receptor-like. The coding region runs from base 1 to 1278 and encodes 425 amino acids. The record is from RefSeq and is a predicted model, not a curated record. Gene Ontology annotation, biological process: adenylate cyclase-activating adrenergic receptor signaling pathway. The transcript has 3 exons. Gene Ontology annotation, molecular function: histamine receptor activity. Lineage: Eukaryota; Metazoa; Chordata; Aves; Passeriformes; Maluridae. Gene Ontology annotation, cellular component: membrane.